Molecule: messenger RNA, 2674 nt
Organism: Benincasa hispida (wax gourd)
Lineage: Eukaryota; Viridiplantae; Streptophyta; Magnoliopsida; Cucurbitales; Cucurbitaceae
Product: arogenate dehydrogenase
Biological process (GO): L-tyrosine biosynthetic process
Molecular function (GO): NAD+ binding; prephenate dehydrogenase (NAD+) activity; prephenate dehydrogenase (NADP+) activity
Source: RefSeq, a predicted model, not a curated record
AGAAAGAGCCAUUAAAGAAAACUAAAGGAAAAAACGAACCACAAAAAGAAAUCUGAUACUACGCGGCGGCACGUCUUCUACAAAACCUGUAAAACCUGUAACAUUUCUCUCAACCUCUCACGACGGCGGACGCGGACCGGAGCAAUUUCGCCACCAAUGCUGUCACCGUCUCCUCUCCGCCGUCUCUCUCCUGCUGUACCUUCUCUACCUUCUUUCUCUCGCCAUCUUCUCUAUAAUCAUAAACCCUUUCCGGUUCUCCCCUGUUUUCACUCUUUUCCCAAACCCCUUCUUCGAGUUCGAGCCAUUGAUGCCGCUCAGCCUUACGAUUAUGAAUCAAGAGUCGCCUCCCGUUUUCACAACUCCCAGAAGUUGAAAAUCGCUAUCAUUGGGUUUGGUAACUUCGGUCAAUUUCUCGCCAAGACUAUUGUCCGUCAAGGUCACACCGUCUUGGCUCAUUCCCGAUCGAACCACUCCGAUGCGGCUCGUAAGCUCGGGGUUUCGUUUUUUUCCGACCCGGAUGACCUUGCUGAAGAACACCCAGAAGUGAUUUUGCUCUGUACGUCGAUAAUUUCGACUGAGUGUGUUCUUAGAUCGUUGCCAUUGCAGAGAUUGAAGAGGAAUACAUUGAUAGUGGAUGUGCUUUCAGUGAAGGAGUUCCCGAAAAGCUUAAUGUUGGAGUUACUGCCUGGGGAUUUUGAUAUAAUUUGUUCUCACCCAAUGUUUGGACCUGAAAGCGGUGCGAAUGGAUGGAAUGAACUUUCUUUUGUUUACGAGAGGGUUAGAAUCGGGUCGGAGGAAUCUAGGGUUUCGCGUUGUGAGAAAUUUUUGAGUAUUUUUGAGAGAGAGGGUUGCAGAAUGGUGGAGAUGAGCUGUGCGGACCAUGAUAGAUAUGCGGCUGAAUCGCAAUUCAUUACACAUACUGUUGGGAGAGUUUUGGCUAUGUUAAUGUUGGAGUCUACACCGAUUAAUACUAAAGGGUAUGAGACUUUGUUGAAUUUAGUGAAGAAUACUGCUGCAGAUAGCUUUGAUUUGUAUUAUGGUUUGUUUAUGUAUAAUAAAAAUGCAUUAGAGAUGCUGGAGAGGUUGGAUUUGGCUUUUGAAGCAUUGAAGCAGCAGCUCUUUGGGCGGUUGCAUGAUGUUGUGAGGAAGCAAUUGUUUGGAAGUGCAGAGAAAUUGCGUACUUGGCCUGAAAUUCCUCCUCAAGAUGGGGCUUCUCUUGCACUGACAACCUAUUCAGAGGCUACCAGGUUUCAGGAAUUUUCUCCAACUUCCGACUCCAAACCUGCAAAACCUGAGGAAAACUCAAAGCUCAAAAUUGCUAUUAUCGGAUUUGGUAACUUCGGUCAAUUUCUUGCCAAAACAAUGGUAAAACAGGGUCACACUGUUUUAGCCUGCUCGAGGUCCGACUACUCAAAUGUGGCUAAGGAGUUGGGCAUUUCUUACUUUUCUGAUGCAGAUGAUAUAUGUGAAGAACAUCCAGACGUAGUUCUUCUCUGCACCUCCAUUCUUUCAACAGAGAAAGUUCUCAGAUCGUUACCUUUUCAGAGAUUGAAGAGAAAUACUUUGUUUGUUGAUGUACUUUCAGUAAAAGAAUUUCCAAGAAAUUUGUUUCUUCAAAUUUUACCCCCAGAGUUUGACAUCCUCUGCACCCAUCCCAUGUUUGGGCCAGAGAGUGGUAAGAAUGGAUGGAACGAUCUUUCCUUUGUUUAUGAUAAGGUCCGAGUAGGAAAUGAGGAAUCAAGAGCAUGCCGUUGCAAUUGCUUUCUCGAUAUCUUUUCAAGUGAAGGGUGUCGAAUGGUGGAAAUGUCAUGCUAUGAUCACGACCGGCAUGCUGCAGGGUCACAGUUCAUUACUCAUACAAUGGGGAGGAUUUUAGAAAAGUUGAGUUUGAGCUCUACACCAGCUAAUACCCAAGGUUAUAAAACCUUGUUGGACUUGGUGGCAAAUACUGCUGGAGAUAGCUUUGAUCUUUACUAUGGUCUGUUUAUGUACAACGCAAAUGCCAUGGAGCAACUUGAGAGGUUGGACCUGGCUUUUGAAGCAUUGAAGAAGCAGCUCUUUGGGCGUUUGCACGGUGUUCUCCGGAAGCAACUUUUCGAGAAUACGCAAGGCAACAUAGAUGCACAAGAAGAUCCCGUGAUGAAGCCAAAUCAAAACGGCACUGCUCUUUUACCCUUACCUGAUUCUCGUUGAUCUUCAUUAGGAGUCAUCUUUCACUUUCACUUUCACUUCUUACUUGUAUGCUGGUCGUGUACGCUUGUGCAAACGAAUGUUGUCUUCUAAAUCAACCAUGUCAAAGGUGAGAUUGGUGGCAAUUGGACCCCCCCUACAACUCCAUGGCAGUACUACUACAUUCUCAUCCUCGUUCCAGUCGAUUCUCGAACAAAGAUAUUGUUUCCAGGAUGCACCCAAAAUUCGACUACUGAUUUGAAUUGAUAUGAAGCUGCUGCUGGGACUAUGGUGAGUAAAAUUUAGGUGCAAUUUGGGGACUUUUAGGAAAACUAGCUUAGGCUUUGAUAGGAUAUGGAACAAGAUGAAUUAAAAGUAUUAGUAGGAGUGGAUUCUGGAUUUGAAUUGGGAGAUUUUGGGUUCUUUCUUCCUCCUUAUGGUCCUCAUUAAAAUAUAAAUUCAUUUUGUAUCAAGCAAUUUAUACCAUAAUUUUUGUUUGUGAUAA